This is a messenger RNA of Rhinopithecus roxellana (golden snub-nosed monkey), 2193 nucleotides long. RefSeq names its product tripartite motif containing 59 (gene TRIM59). The record is from RefSeq and is a predicted model, not a curated record. Gene Ontology annotation, cellular component: intraciliary transport particle B; cilium; centrosome. NCBI's taxonomy places the organism in Eukaryota, Metazoa, Chordata, Mammalia, Primates, Cercopithecidae. Gene Ontology annotation, biological process: cilium assembly. The transcript is spliced from 3 exons. Gene Ontology annotation, molecular function: zinc ion binding. Bases 308 to 1519 code for a protein of 403 amino acids.
GACCUUUACGGAUCCGAGAAGGUGGCUCUGAGAACUUUUUCUUUUCCAGUAGCACAGGCUGGUGUUCCCAGUGUUUGCUGGGGAGUCCUGGGGGCGUGACGAUGGAGGGAGUGGCUUGGGACCUGCACUCAUUGCCACUUGUCCCACACUGGAGUUUGGGGAACCACUCUCCCGUCCCUCCACUGUGGAGCUGCGUUCCUGUGAGGGAGGAGGCGCUCUGUGGUGGCCAGGAAUAAGAAUAAAAGAUUCUGGAGGAGUUGGAGAGAGUGUAUUCAGUCCUCAAACCAGGAGAUCAACAAAGUAGGAAAUGCACAAUUUUGAGGAAGAGUUAACUUGUCCCAUAUGUUACAGUAUUUUUGAAGAUCCUCGUGUACUGCCAUGCUCUCAUACAUUUUGUAGAAAUUGUUUGGAAAACAUUCUUCAGGCAUCUGGUAACUUUUACAUAUGGAGACCUUUACGAAUUCCACUCAAGUGCCCUAAUUGCAGAAGUAUUAUUGAAAUUGCUCCAACUGGUAUUGAAUCUUUACCUGUUAAUUUUGCAUUAAGGGCUAUUAUUGAAAAAUACCAGCAAGAAGACCAUCCAGAUAUUGUCACCUGCCCUGAACAUUACAGGCAACCAUUAAAUGUUUACUGUCUACUAGACAAAAAAUUAGUUUGUGGUCAUUGCCUUACCAUAGGUCAACAUCAUGGUCAUCCUAUAGAUGACCUUCAGAGUGCCUAUUUCAAAGAAAAGGACACUCCUCAAAAACUGCUUGAGCAGUUGACUGACACACACUGGACAGAUCUUACCCAUCUUAUUGAAAAGCUGGAAGAACAAAAAUCUCAUUCUGAGAAAGUGGUCCAAGGCGAUAAGGAAGUUGUUCUCCAGUAUUUUAAGGAGCUUAAUGAUACAUUAGAACAGAAAAAAAAAAGUUUCCUAACAGCUCUCUGUGAUGUUGGCAAUCUAAUUAAUCAAGAAUAUACUCCACAAAUUGAAAGAAUGAAGGAAACGAGAGAGCAGCAGCUUGAAUUAAUGACACUGACAACAUCUUUACAAGAGGAGUCUCCACUUAAAUUUCUUGAAAAAGUUGAUGAUGUACGCCAGCGUGUAGAGAUCUUGAAACAAAGACCACUUCCUGAGGUUCAACCUGUCGAGAUUUAUCCUCGAGUAAGCAAAAUAUUGAAAGAAGAAUGGAGCAGAACAGAAAUUGGACAAAUUAAGAACGUUCUCAUUCCUAAAAUGAAAAUUUCUCCAAAAAGGAUGCCAUGUUCCUGGUCUGAUAAGGAUGAAAAGGAAAUUGAAUUUUUUAAAAUUUUAAACAUUGUUGUAGUUACAUUAAUUUCAGUGAUACUGAUGUCAAUACUCUUUUUCAACCAACACAUCAUAACCUUUUUAAAUGAAAUCACUUUAAUAUGGUUUUCUGAAGCCUCUCUAUCUGUUUACCAAAGUUUAUCUAACAAUCUGCAUGAGGUAAAGAAUAUACUGUAUCACAUUUUCUAUUUGUUGACGGAAUUCAUGUGGAAAAUAGUUUCUCAUUGAAAACGUCAAUCUGAAUUGUUUAAAUGGGCUCAUUCUGUACAUUGCUAAAUGAAAAAUAGGGUGGCAGCAUGAAUAAAUAGCAAACUAAGCUUUAUUAGUGCUGCAACUAAUAUAAACAAAGUUUAUGUUUGUUGCUUUUGGUUAGCAAUAUGUCAAAGUUAGAAAUAUCUGAAAUAUUCAAAUCUUUGGGAAAAUCUAGUAACUAAUUUGAAAAUUAAUACACUAUCCCAUUUUUAUUGGCUUUAUGAAGGAUGACAUAAUGUUGCUAUGACAUUUAAACAUUCUUGUACCAAUAUUGUCUUUUACCAUUAUGAUAUAUUGCAGUUAAUGGCCUUUAUAGUUCUUUAUAUAUAUAGCAAAAUCCUGAAAGUACAUAUACCUUUAUUUUGAUAUGGCUUGAAGCUUCUGAAUGGGUGAAUAGGAUGAUAGAAAGGUUUUAAAAUGAAGCAACAAAGUCUUAAAGUGAUAAGGCAUUGUUUAAAGAUCUUUUGAUCAAACAUACCUGUGUUUUAGACAGAUUUAAGAUAUCACCAUUCACUCCAAAUAAAGCUAUUGCUUUUGGAUAACUGUUCGGGAACGGUGGCUUUUUUUUUUUUUUGAGACGGAGUCUCGCUCUGUCGCCCAGGCUGGAGUGCAGUGGUGCGAUCUCGGCUCACUGCAAGCUCUGCCUCCUG